AUGCUCGUAACAAGUCUGGAAGUACCAAUUCUACACUAUCUCACACUGGUUACACCCAGCAUUCUCAUCAAGGACGUGGACAUGGACGCAGAAGUUACGGUAGUCGUCAAACCACUUCCAAUCUACCCUAUCCAAGCUAUCCUCCAAGAUCUCAAGGCAACUAUCAAGGACAAUCUACUGGAAACAGUUCUCAAGCCCAAGGAGGACGAUUUGGGCAACAAAAUCAUCAAGCAACAGACCUCCAGGAAAUUUUCAAAACAGAAACCCUCAAAACCAUCAUAA
This is a messenger RNA of Cylindrotheca closterium, 282 nucleotides long. Lineage: Eukaryota; Bacillariophyta; Bacillariophyceae; Bacillariales; Bacillariaceae. The record is from the annotation of a GenBank genome assembly.